AGCAAGAACGAAACAGAAACUUCAUYCCGGUUUCGUUUUGUGCGACAGCUUCCUGAGGAGAGUCCUGCAGGGAGACGCGUCUGCUCCGCUGCGCAGCUGAUUUAAAUAGCUCCUCUCGGGUUAAAAAAAGAAAGAAGAGAGGAAGAAAAAAAAACUGAGAGAGAAAAAAGUAGCAUCAGCAGCCAAGAAAGUGUUUAGCAGUGGGGCGCUGGAGCUCUGCUGAUCCGUGCGCUCCUCCACCAGGCUGCCUGCACGGGAGCAGCCUGAUCCCGUCACCUCCUCUUCCUCCUCCUCCUCCUUCUCCUCCUCCUCCUCUUCAUGYACAUUAUUACAACAAGGGAGACCCAAUCAAGCACGUAUCUCAUCGAUUCACACACACGCACUCUCCCUCACAAACACACACACACACGCUCGGCCACGAGCACGCGCGCUCACGCUGGCUGACUUGCCCUCAGCGGAUCCUUCAAAGCGCCUCUCGGACAAAAUAAGGCAACCGCGCGCCAGAGAGGGCAGCGUGUGGGCGACACCUCCUCUUCUUCCUCAUCCGCUGAAAAAAAGCCUUCAUGUUUUUUGGUUCUCCCUGAUCACUGACUUAUCAGGUGCGAUCGGAUUUUUUUUCUCUUUUUUCCCCCCUUUUGAAGAUGGUUUCAACUCUGAGUUGUGCGUGGUUCUCGGGGGAGAAGAGGGGGAAGCUGAUGGAUAACGGGACAGAGGAUCAGCUCGUAAACUCGCCUGUUGCAGCCUAGAGGAUCACACGAAGCGCUUCUCUCCCCUGCGGAUCUCCCCCUACACAUUUUUUCUUCAGCUUCUGUCACGUCCAUCCAAACCGGAGCAGGAGGGAGAACGCGCGCGACCGAGCAGCCCAGCAAAGCGAAAGAAAGAAAGAAAGAGAGAGAGAGAGACCCAGAGCAACCCGCGGGAGCCGCGCUGCCUCCCCACCCCCCUCUAGGGCUCUGAUCUUCGCUCCUACCGGCUCUGUUUUUCUUCUAAAAGCUGCCCCUCCGUCCUCUACUUGAACACGCUCCCCACCUCGAUCUAUGUGGGGGCCCUGAAAGCGCACCCAGGCAGGCGGGGGCGGGCCGUGGGGGAAAGUGUAUCAAAGCUCUUCGGAUCCCCCACGCAGCCUCGGAUCACCGUGGCCACAGACAGACUCCCUGCCGGGCCCCAGAAUCCGACAUGCCGCGGAGAAAACAGCAGGCGCCCCGGCGCGCCGCAGCAUAUGUCCCUGAGGAUGAGAAGGAAGCUGCCCUGUUGGAUGAGGAUAUAGAUGGAGAAGACUCAGCUCAGGAAGGGGAGGAGCCUGCUGCCAAGCUCCUAUGCCAGGACAAGGACUUCCUGCACAAGGAAAGGCCAGGAUCCACAGGCAUCCAUGAUUCUCCAAAUGCAGCUGACUUUUCUAGCCAGGAGCUAGACAGUGAGUCUCACCUGAGUGAAUCCAGUGACAGAAUGUCUGACUUUGAAAACUCCUCACUUAAAAAUGAGGAUGAUGUCCUCCUACCUAAAGACACUUCAAAUGCACUGUCCCCAUCCUCGUCUUCUGCUAUGGUGGCUGUGGCCACUGCCAAUGCAUCUGUAAGUGGAGAUGAGGCCUUAUUAGCUGCAACAAGCUCUGUGGCUGAUAGCCUUGAGAAGAUGAAGGCCAUUUACACAUCAUUUCUUAGCAAUUCUUAUUGGUCUUCACUGAAUUUGAACCUGACUCAGCCACCUGCAGAGAAACCUCCUCGCAGUCACAGCAGUAGCAGUAGUAGCAGCAGUAGUAGCAGCUGUGGGAGUGGAGGCUUUGACUGGCAUCAAACAGCAAUGGCUAAAACUCUCCAACAGGCUUCUCAAAACCACCACAACAGACUAAACCUAGUUCAGCAUCCCACAGUGGCUGCACCAACAACUACAGCAGAACCCAACCUCUUUAGUACUGUCCAGCUUUACCGGCAGAGCUCCAAGCUUUAUGGCUCAAUAUUCACUGGAGCCAGCAAGUUUCGCUGUAAGGACUGCAGUGCAGCAUAUGAUACUUUAGUAGAACUCACAGUACACAUGAAUGAGACGGGCCACUACCGUGAUGAUAACCAUGAGACAGAUAGUGAGGGUGCUAGGCGCUGGUCAAAACCCAGAAAACGUUCCUUAUUAGAGAUGGAGGGKAAGGAAGAUGCACAAAAGGUCCUCAAGUGCAUGUACUGUGGGCACUCCUUUGAAUCCCUUCAGGACCUAAGUGUCCACAUGAUCAAGACAAAACACUAUCAGAAAGUGCCUCUAAAAGAACCUGUUACACCUGUGGCAGCUAAAAUAAUUUCCUCUGCUCGCAAGAGAGCCCCAAUUGACCUAGACAUACCCAGCUCACCUGACUCAACAGGAGGCACCACACCUAAGCCCACCUCCUUCAGUGACUCUAAUGACAUCCUGCAAAAGGUUACUAACCCCUACAUUACACCUAACAACCGUUAUGGACACCAAAAUGGUGCAAGCUAUGCCUGGCAGUUUGAAUCAAGAAAGUCCCAAAUUCUCAAAUGUAUGGAGUGCGGCAGCUCCCACGACACACUACAAGAGCUUACUGCUCAUAUGAUGGUGACAGGACAUUUCAUUAAAGUUACUAACUCUGCUAUAAAGAAAGGCAAGCCAAUUAUGGAGUCYCCCACCCAAAUACCCAUAUCCAACUCAGCCACUGAAGAAAAAGUACAGUCAGUUCCACUGGCUGCCACAACUUUCUCCUCUCCMCCUGCCCCGGUGCCCCCUCCAGCCAGCAUAUCACCCUCUGCAAUGGUUGUUGAAAUAAAAAAAGAGGAGAAGGAAGAGGAAUGUACUAAAGAUUACUUUAUAAACAGCACCAACAACCUCAACAAGGAUAAACGAGUUGGAGGAGAAGAUGUGGCUGAGGAGAAGUUUGAUAUUUCUUCAAAAUACACUUAUCUGACAGAAGAAGAUCUUGAGGAAAGCCCAAAGGGAGGUCUAGAUAUCCUCAAGUCCUUGGAGAACACAGUGACAUCAGCUAUCAACAAAGCUCAGAAUGGUGCUCCAAGCUGGGGUGGAUAUCCUAGUAUCCAUGCUGCCUACCAGCUCCCAAACAUAAUGAAGCUUUCUCUUGGUACCUCCGGAAAGAGCUCUCCCCUCAAAUACAUGUUUCCUGGAGGAGAGAUUUUUUCKCCUACUGGUAAGAGUCAACCAUUGAUCUCAUCACCAAGCCGCCAGAGCUCUCCUUUACCUAAAAACAAUUUCCAUGCAAUGGAGGAACUAGUCAAAAAAGUGACAGAGAAAGUAUCYAAAGUAGAGGAGAAAUUGAGAGAGCCCAGUGUGAAGGAUUCUCCAUUGAGAUGCAUGACUCCCUCACCCUGCAACAGCGAGGCAGAGGAGUCAGCCCGAGGAGAGUCACCCAAAGAAAAUAGAGCAUCGGCCUGUAAAAGUCCUGAGAAUACAGAUGUAGCUGAUGAAGAACUAGGAGAUGGAAAUGGAACAAAUCACAUAAAUUCAAAUGGCAAUAUUUCCACUAAAGAGUCUGUAGAAAAUGGAGUGGAACCCACAGGUGUAACGUCACCCAUACAUGCUUUAUGUGGCAGCACAGCCAUUAUCACAGACCAUCCACCUCCAGAACAGCCAUUUGUCAACCCUCUCAGUGCUCUGCAGUCAGUCAUGAAUGUCCACCUAGGGAAGGCUGCCAAGCCCGCCAUGCCUUCCCUUGACCCCAUGAGCAUGCUGUUCAAGAUGAGCAACAGUCUGGCAGAAAAAGCAGCAGUGGCUUCCUCCACCCCACCAGCACACACCAAAAAGACCAACAAUGAGCACUUAGACCGCUACUUCUACCAGCAGCAUCUUAACAAUGAUCAACCUAUUGAUCUGACCAAAGGAAAAAACCUAGACAAAGGCAGUAAUGGUGGUUCCUUGGGUUCAACAGCACUCUCCUCUACUACAUCUACUCCGUCAAUCUCUCCAUCCUCUGCUGUUGCAAUGACAAAAGCCUCAGCUGCAGUAGCAUCCUUCAUGUCCACUUCUCCACUGAGAGAAAAUGCCCUCUCAGAUAUUUCUGACAUGUUGAGGAACCUGACAGAAAGUCAGGCAUUGUCCAAGUCCUCCACACCUACCAGCCAAUCUGAGCGCUCUGAUAUUGAAGGUGCCACACAAGAGGAAACAGAAGAUGUUUCACCAGCUCAGAAACGUAAAGGUCGCCAGUCCAACUGGAACCCUCAACACCUCCUUAUACUACAAGCCCAGUUUGCUUCCAGUUUAAGACAAACAAAUGAUGGCAAAUACAUGAUGUCUGACCUUAGCCCACAGGAGAGAAUGCACAUCUCCCGGUUCACAGGCCUCUCAAUGACUACAAUAUCCCACUGGCUAGCUAAUGUUAAGUACCAGUUGAGGCGAACCGGGGGGACAAAGUUCUUAAAAAACUUAGAUUCAGGUCACCCAGUGUUCUUCUGCAGUGACUGUGCUUCACAGAUCCGCUCACCAUCCACCUAUGUCAGCCACCUGGAGUCCCACUUAGGCUUCCGUCUGCGAGACUUGUCGAAGCUUUCUGGGGAGCAACUACUCAACCAGAUAUCCCACCAACAUCAUCGACGUCACUCUAAAGGACUAUCUGAAAAACUGUUCUCUAAUCUUCACCCUUCCAGCCACCCUUUACCCUCCUCUCUACAGACAUCUUUACCGUCUUCGCUCCCGAUUUCAUUGUCCUCAUCCUUAACAGCAUCUCUGCCCUCAACUGAAACCCCAUCACCCUCCCCUGAUGAUGAUGACAGUGGGGCAGUCUACCAGUGCAAGCUCUGCAAUCGGACUUUUGCGAGUAAGCAUGCAGUCAAGCUUCACUUGAGCAAGACUCACGGGAAAUCCCCUGAGGACCAUCUCAUGUAUGUAUGUGAGCUGGACAAACAGUAGCACUGGUUGGGGACAAUGCAGCACUUUUAUAAAAUGGCUCCCUCUUUCUCUCUUAAGUCUUUCAGACAUUAAAAAAAUGAAAGGCUGAUUAAAAAGCGAUGGAACUGCACAAAGAAGAGAAUAAACUACUGCUAUGAGUGUCGGCACAUGUUUUUUUUUUCUUUUUGUGUUGUAGCAGUUGUUUUUUUAUUAAUACGAUUUUAAUAAUGUGCUAUGUAAACUCACUCAAGCCACACACUUAUUUUACAGAUUUACUUUGAUGGGAAGAGACAUUUUUCAAAUGUGCAUUGAUACAGUAAAAUAUACAGUAAAUGAAGGUUUGAAAUAGAUUCUAAAAUGAUGUGUUGAGUACUAUUUGUGUAAAAGGGUUUAGUUUUUUUUAUAUUUUUGCAUCAUUGCGGUGUUAUAAGCUGCAUGCAUAAGUAAAAUUGUUUUGUUAAGCAUUUUAUAAUUAAAUCUUGUGCACUUUUUAUGUUUUUUAACACCUGAUCCAUUUUUUUCUAUGCCAUUUUUUAUGCUCAAGUCAACAUAUUAGAUUUAACCCUGUGAGUACGUCAAAGCAUUUCUAGAAUUGAAAUCCAAACUGUUGACCAUAAAUUAAAGUUCAGAAAUUA
Messenger RNA from Austrofundulus limnaeus, 5471 nucleotides. It is a transcript of the gene tshz3b, whose product is annotated as teashirt zinc finger homeobox 3b. Gene Ontology annotation, molecular function: DNA binding; DNA-binding transcription factor activity, RNA polymerase II-specific. The transcript has 3 exons. The record is from RefSeq and is a predicted model, not a curated record. Gene Ontology annotation, biological process: regulation of transcription by RNA polymerase II. Bases 1177 to 4857 code for a protein of 1226 amino acids. Lineage: Eukaryota; Metazoa; Chordata; Actinopteri; Cyprinodontiformes; Rivulidae. Gene Ontology annotation, cellular component: nucleus.